GGGGGGACCCCACUGCGCCCAGCCGCUCUGCUGGCUCCGCCAGCGGGGAGCGAUCGCAGCAGAUGUUUCCCAGGGGCGUUGCUGAGCCCAGCCACAAGGGGACCAUGCGCUCCCCGCGGAGCCAGAGGCGAGCUGCGCCCACCGCCCACUGACGGGCCCCUCCCUGGGAAAGAGCAUGGUAAGGGCUGCCAGCCCUGGACUGGACAGAGCCACCACCACCUGAGCAUCCCGUGCCCUCAUGAUGAACACAGCCUACAUCCUGCUGGAGCUGAGCAUCGCUGUGCUCUCCAUUGCUGGCAACGUCCUGGUGUGCUGGGCUGUGGCCAUCAACAGCACCCUGAAGAACGCCACCAACUACAUCCUGGUGUCGCUGGCCGUGGCCGACAUUGCCGUGGGCUUGCUGGCCAUCCCUUUUGCCAUCACCAUCAGCAUCGGCCUCGACACGGAUUUCCACAGCUGCCUCUUCUUCGCGUGCUUCGUGCUGGUGCUGACCCAGAGCUCCAUUUUCAGCCUGCUGGCCGUGGCCAUCGACAGGUACCUGGCUAUCAAGAUCCCGCUCAGAUACAAGAGCCUGGUGACUGGGAAACGGGCAAGAGGGCUCAUUGCCGUUCUCUGGCUCCUGUCCUUUGGGAUUGGACUGACCCCCCUGAUGGGCUGGAACAGAGCCCCUGAUGGGCAGAACAGUCCCUGCCAGAAUUCUACAAACAGCUCGGCGCAGCAGCAGGGCUGCUUAAUAAAAUGUCUCUUUGAGAAUGUGGUCACCAUGAGCUACAUGGUCUAUUUCAACUUCUUCGGUUGUGUGCUCCUCCCCCUCUUCAUCAUGUUGGGCAUCUACAUCAAGAUAUUCAUGGUGGCCUGCAAGCAGCUGCGGAAGAUGGAGUUGACGGGUAACUCCAGGACUACCCUCCAGAAGGAGGUCAAUGCGGCCAAGUCUCUGGCCAUCAUCGUUGGGCUCUUUGCCUUCUGCUGGCUGCCCCUGCACAUCCUGAACUGCAUCACCUACUUCCACCAGGACUUUGCCCACAACAAGCCCGACUGGGUGAUGUACGUGGCUAUCAUCCUGUCCCACGCCAACUCCGUCAUCAACCCCAUUAUCUACGCCUACAAGAUCAGGGACUUCCGCUGCACCUUCCGCAAGAUCCUCACCAAGUACAUCCUCUGCAGGAUGGAGGACGUCCCCAAGGGCACCAAUGGCAAUAUCCAGCACCUGACUGUCAGCAACCUCAGCUCUGUGCCUGUAUUAUCUGACCAUGCCUGUCAUCCAGCAGCCUGGCCCUGACCAACCCAACCCUCCCCCCUAGUGCCUAUGUAGACAGUGGACCAGGCUUCUGAUGAGUCACACUAUAUAAUGUACAGCUGUAUUUUU
Chelonoidis abingdonii (Abingdon island giant tortoise) is the source of this 1366-nucleotide messenger RNA. RefSeq names its product adenosine A2b receptor (gene ADORA2B). Gene Ontology annotation, molecular function: G protein-coupled adenosine receptor activity. Gene Ontology annotation, biological process: vasodilation; G protein-coupled adenosine receptor signaling pathway; adenylate cyclase-activating G protein-coupled receptor signaling pathway. NCBI's taxonomy places the organism in Eukaryota, Metazoa, Chordata, Testudines, Testudinidae. Gene Ontology annotation, cellular component: plasma membrane. The record is from RefSeq and is a predicted model, not a curated record.